Panicum virgatum (switchgrass) is the source of this 923-nucleotide messenger RNA. RefSeq names its product NDR1/HIN1-like protein 2. Gene Ontology annotation, biological process: defense response to other organism. The record is from RefSeq and is a predicted model, not a curated record. NCBI's taxonomy places the organism in Eukaryota, Viridiplantae, Streptophyta, Magnoliopsida, Poales, Poaceae. The transcript has a single exon. Bases 100 to 705 code for a protein of 201 amino acids.
CGGCAGCUAUAGCAACACUAAGCUAGCUAGAUCGCCCUCCGACAGACAGAGCAGUAGCACAAGGCCAGCCGGAGAGAUCGAGCAAGCCGCGCAGCCGCGAUGCCGCCGUACCGGCUGCCGCUGUACCACCGGCAGAGCCCGGCGGUCCGGCUCAUCAACUUCCUCUGCGCGGUGCUGCUGACGCUGGUGCUCAUCGCCGGCAUCAUCCUCUUCGUGCUGUGGCUGAGCCUCCGGCCGCACCGGCCCCGGUUCUACCUCGCCGACUUCUCCAUCCCCAGCGCCAACCGGCAGUCCGGCCUGGCCAACCUGCCGGUGCGCUUCGCCGUCGGCGAGCACAACCCCAACCAGAAGAUCGGCAUCUACUACGACGAGAUCGUGGCGUCGGUGUACUACGGCGACCAGCUGGUGGCCAAGGGCCCCGUCAUGCAGCCCUUCUACCAGGCGCCCAAGGGCGACACGCCGCUGCUGGGGCAGCUGACGGCGAUGGGGCCGACGCCGACGGACCCGGCGUGGGGGCGCUUCUCCGGCGAGCUCGCGGCGGGGAACGUCGCGAUGCGGCUGCUGCUCACCUCCACGGUGCAGUUCCAGGUGAAGAUGUGGGACACCAAGCACCACCGCAUGAAGGUGGAGUGCGACUUCAGGAUGAACGGGGAUGGCACGCUGCAGCAGCAGGACAAGAACUCGCAGUGCGCGCUCUACUUCUAGCCAACGCCCCCGGCCCUGUUGUUCGUUCUGUCGGCUUGAAUUGAUGCGGGUCUUAAUUCUUUCCAAUCAAUCUUGGCUUUCAAGGUUACGUUCUUUGUUUUCUCAAAGCACACGCGCUUGCCUGAUACUUAUUUAUUCUUGUUGUAAAAUGCAAUUAUUUGUAACAAUCAUAUUCAUAUAUCAAGGAACAUUUAUGAACUGUUACAUGUUCUUGCCAA